ACGCCGCUCGUAUCUGCGCUUUAUUUCCUGUGUGCAGAGCAAGCUGCAGUGCGUUCGCCAAGAGUACAUUUACACUUCGAUGUUGACAUCAGAAAAUAACCGGGAAGACGAAGUUUACUCAUCUCCACAUUUGUCCUACACGUCUGUAAGAAAGGAAGAGGUUCGGGGCAGAGCAGGAUUCAUGUAAUCUGAAACCACCCCGUCAGAAUCCACCGCCGGAUUCUCAGCCGGGUUCAGAAACGACAGCACACCUCUCAAAAUGCACCCCACCAGCUGUGACGUCCCGCUGGACGCCAUGGGAGACAUAAAUAACCAAAGUUGUAAGGACCGGGGUGAUUCGUGCCAGACUUCCGCAAUGCCCCCUGGCUGGAUCAGGGAGGUGAGGCAGAGGAAAGCAGGCAAGACAGCGGGCAAACUUGACGUCUACAUCACAAGUCCCAAAGGGCAGAAGUUCCGGUCCAGGGCAUCCCUGCACGCUUUCCUUCUAAAGAAUGAAGAAGGGAGCUUAGACAUAAACCUCUUUGAUUUCACCACAUCCAGGGAUGAUGUCAUUACCUCUUCACAAAUACUCCCCUCCCAAAUUAAACAGAGGAGAACAAAGAAAAAACAUGCAGAUGCUGGACAGCAGAAGACCACACAAGAUGCAACAGAAAUUCUGGAUCCGCCUCCAAAUAAAUCUAAAAGAGCCUCUUCCUCCUGCAGUAGUACUAAAGAAGAAACUGUAAAGAGUAUAGAUGAUACUAACCAUAUUGAUAGUGAAAUUUCACUAGAGGAGGCCACACAUGUGUUAGAGGUGUGUAGAGACAAAACUGACAAGCCUUCAGCAGCAGUGGAUGAUGUCAAACUGCAGAAGAGCCCCCAUAGAGUCGGGCUGAGAGAGAAACUACUCCGACUAGCUCCAUCUAGCACACAAAAAAACACUUCCUGUGUUCACGAGGAAGAGCAGGCAGGCUCGCAGCCUUCUGUCCCGACUGUGAAUGUUGAGACUGCCACUGAGAGUGAGAAUGAGGGUGAGGAUGAGCAAGGCGGAGAGGAGAUACAGAUUCACAGCAAAGGCGACAACAGGCCUAAUCCUGAGACAGAGACUGGUGCUGACAGUCGUCGGGAUGUGGAAGAGGAGGUGUUGUUACCUGACAUCGCUGGCAGAAGCUGCACACCAGUGAGAGAUUCCCAGAAUAAGUCCAAGAGCUUGGAAGACAAACGGAAAACAAGUCCUUAUUUCAGUGGGAAAACUUUCAAAGAUGGACUUAGCCCUCCUAGGAGGAAGGCCUUCAAGAAGUGGACGCCCCCUCGUUCUCCAUUCAACCUCGUACAGGAAACCCUUUUCCACGACCCCUGGAAGCUCCUGGUUGCCACAGUUUUUCUGAACAAGACCAGUGGCAAGAUGGCCAUUCCAGUACUGUGGCAGUUCUUUGAGCGUUACCCGUCUGCAGAGGUGACCCGGAAGGCCGACUGGAAGCCCAUGUCUGAACUUAUGAAGCCUCUUGGCCUCUAUGAGCUCAGAGCCAAAACACUCAUCCGCUUCUCAGAUGAAUAUCUAAAUAAACAGUGGCGUUACCCUAUUGAGCUGCAUGGUAUUGGGAAGUAUGGCAAUGACUCCUAUAGGAUCUUCUGUGUGGAGGAGUGGAGACAGGUGACACCUGCAGAUCACAUGUUAAACAAAUACCACGCCUGGCUGUGGCAGAACCAUGAAACACUUGGAAUCUGAAAGGCAAAGUACGAGGAACUGCCAAGGAGGUUUUGUUGUGACACAUUCAAGAAAGUCAGUUAUAUCACAUAAACACUGCAGUUAUGUAGAUUUGUAUAUAAGCAUGUAUGAUAAACUAGCACUGCUAAAACUGAAUUGUCUUACAAUUAUGCUGUGAUAUUCUAGAGAUAUCAAUGUUAGCCUUUCUUUAAAAAAAAUUUUACUCACUAUGUAAUAAAAUGUUUUAAGUGGUUUAAAAGUUAAAA
Molecule: messenger RNA, 1953 nt
Organism: Lates calcarifer (barramundi perch)
Lineage: Eukaryota; Metazoa; Chordata; Actinopteri; Centropomidae
Gene: mbd4
Product: methyl-CpG binding domain protein 4
Exons: 8
Coding region: 260-1708 (482 amino acids)
Biological process (GO): DNA repair
Cellular component (GO): nucleus
Molecular function (GO): DNA binding; pyrimidine-specific mismatch base pair DNA N-glycosylase activity
Source: RefSeq, a predicted model, not a curated record